Molecule: messenger RNA, 4281 nt
Organism: Parus major (Great Tit)
Lineage: Eukaryota; Metazoa; Chordata; Aves; Passeriformes; Paridae
Gene: DBH
Product: dopamine beta-hydroxylase
Exons: 11
Coding region: 85-2139 (684 amino acids)
Biological process (GO): norepinephrine biosynthetic process; dopamine catabolic process; octopamine biosynthetic process
Cellular component (GO): secretory granule membrane
Molecular function (GO): dopamine beta-monooxygenase activity; copper ion binding
Source: RefSeq, a predicted model, not a curated record
CAAUUAAGGGGAGACAGCAGAUGACAAGCGUUUGGCCAGGAGCUGAUGGGGGUCAAUACACCAGUCCAAUUUCCCAACAGAUAAAUGCAAUUAAAGAGUAUCACUUACCCAGCUUGCCCAGGAGGACCAGCACAUAAAUGGGCACAGCCAGGCAUCAGGUGCUGUCCUGGCAGGAUGCAGAACUCCAAGAGCAAGCCCUGCUCCUGCCCCAGCCUCAAGCUGCGGGAGAUGGUAUCCAUGUACUUCACCAUGGUGGCGGCGUUCCUGGUCAUCCUGGUGGUGGCUCUGCAGGGCUCGGUGCCCCACGAGAGUGAUUUCCCCUACACGGUGCCCCUGGAUCCCCAGGGGCUGCUGGAGCUCUCCUGGAAUGUCAGCUACCCCGAGCAAGCCGUGCAUUUCCAGCUCCUCAUCAGGGACCUGCGGUUCGGGCUCCUCUUCGGGAUGUCGGACAGGGGCGAGUUUGAGAACGCGGACCUGGCCGUGCUCUGGAGCGAUGGGCACAACUCCUACUUUGGGGAUGCCUGGAGUGAUGCCAGGGGGCAGCUCCACAUGGAUUCCCAGCAGGACUAUCAGCUCCUUGGGGCUCGCAGGGCUCCUGAGGGGCUCUACCUCCUCUUCAGAAGAGCCUUCAGCACCUGUGACCCCAAGGACUACCUGAUAGAGGAUGGCACCGUGCACCUGAUCUACGGCAUCCUGGAGAAACCGGUGCAUUCCCUACAAGCCAUCAACGUCUCUGCCCUCCACGGGGGGCUGCAGAGGGUGCAGCUGCUAAAACCCAACAUCAGCAUCCCUGAGCUGCCCAGUGACAUGAAGACCAUGGAGAUAACAGCCCCAGAUGUUGUCAUUCCCAGCCAGGAGACGACCUACUGGUGCUACAUGGCAGAACUCCCAGAGGGCUUCCCCAAACACCACAUCAUCAUGUACGAGCCAGUGGUCACGGCGGGCAAUGAGGCUCUUGUGCACCACAUGGAAGUUUUCCAGUGCGCGGCCGAGUUCGACAGCUUCCCCCACUACAACGGGCCCUGUGACUCCAAGAUGAAACCAGAGCGCCUCAACUACUGCAGACACGUGCUGGCAGCUUGGGCCAUGGGGGCACAGGCUUUCUAUUACCCUGAAGAAGCAGGUCUUGCCUUUGGUGGCCCAGGCUCCUCCAGAUAUUUGCGUCUGGAGAUCCAUUACCACAAUCCCCUGGUGUUCAAAGGUCGCCGUGACUCCUCAGGGAUCCGUCUGUACUACACGGCCACACUUCGUCCUUAUGAUGCUGGAAUCAUGGAGCUGGGCUUGGUGUACACCCCAGUGAUGGCCAUUCCCCCUGGAGAGGACAGCUUCAUCCUCACAGGGUACUGCACUGAUAAAUGCACCCAGCUGGCUCUUCCCGCUGCUGGCAUCCGCAUCUUUGCCUCCCAGCUCCACACACACCUGGCAGGGAGGAAAGUGGUGACGGUGCUGUCCCGGGACGGGAGGGAGCGGCAGGUUGUGAACGCUGACAGACACUACAGCCCUCACUUCCAGGAGAUCCGCAUGCUGAAGGAAGUGGUCGCUGUUUUUCCGGGCGAUGAACUCAUCACCACCUGCACAUACAACACCGAGGAUCGGAGCAGAGCCACCGUGGGAGGGUUUGGCAUCCUGGAAGAGAUGUGUGUGAACUACGUGCACUACUACCCCCAGACCCAGCUGGAGCUGUGCAAAAGCGCUGUGGAUCCAGGCUACCUGCACCGCUACUUCAACCUUGUGAACAGGUUUAACGAUGAGGAGAUCUGCAUGUGCCCACAGGUGUCUGUCCCACAGCAGUUUCACUCCAUCCCCUGGAACACCUUCAACAGGGAUGUGCUGAAAUCCCUUUAUGGCUUUGCUCCGAUCUCCAUGCACUGCAACAAAUCCUCUGCAGUCCGGUUCCCGGUAGGUACAGCCUCACCCCCAAAGCUUCCCGACAGAAUUCCCAGGUGUAAGUUGUGUCUGAGGUGCUCAGGACACAUCCAAACCCAGCAGGCUCAGGGCAGGGGACUGGACCUGCCUGGAAAUCCCUGGCUGAUGCAGGACAUGGAGCCCAGUCCUGCUCUGUGCUUGGACAAUAGAUCUGGAGCCCACCAUGGAUGCUCCCAGCCAGAUCCAGUUAGGAGAUGCAUUUGCAUAAAGUGAUUUGGAGGCUGCUUUUGCUGACUGGUAAAGUAGGGCCAGAUCCAAGGAGAAACAUGAGGUGGUUUUUAGGAUUUUGGCAAAUCACUCCAGGUCCCAGCAGAGUGAGUUCAUUACACACAGCAUCUGUGCAGCCUCCGAAUGUGGUGACCCAGCAAAAUGUGAAGGAUAAAGGACUGGGAGGUCUGUAAAAUAAAUUCAGGCCCAGAGACAUGGGGACAUGAUGAUGAUGGUGAUGAAGAUUUAAAACCACUGCUGGCAUCAGCUUCCAAUGCCAUUUAUCAGUAUAAUAAAUUUGGAUGAUACCUUGUUCCUGGAUCCAGUGCUCUCCACUGCAGCACAGGAGGAUGCUGAGCUGAUUGCAGGGUUGACCAUCAGCUUUCUGCCACAGUAAAUUCCCUUUAGCAAAGUUUCACUCUGGAGUGGGCAGAAACCUUUCCAGUUUCCUGGAACUGGACACCAUGCACCUCUCAGCCAUGCAGAGCUUUGCUGCAGGGAUAGAAGUGGUCCAGAAUUUUUGUGCAGCAGGAGAAUUAUGAAUUAAACCUCUUAAUUUAUGACCCAGACAACUCUCUUGAUUUCAGAGAGAUCUUGGGGGCUGUCAGGAAGGGACUUGAGGAGACCAGAGCCAAUGCUGGCACAAAGUGGUCACGAGCAUUGCAGUGAGGGUGAAGGAGCCUCUGCCCCACUGGGGUUUCAGAGUGAGCCCAACUUGGGAGACAUCUCAUUUAUUCCAUACUGUUUCUGCCAAGAGAAAAGCACCAGCUUCUAAUUAAGCUCAUGUUCUUGCAGUUCAGUGAUCCCAAAUCUGAUGAUUUCUGGAAGGAACUGAGUGCUGUUACCUAUCGAGCCAAAUCUCAAGGUAACACUGGUGAGCAGCAGCGGGGAUGGUGUCAUCCCCAAAUUCCCCUGCACCCUUGAGGGCUUGCAGUAAACUCUCUCUGUUCUGAUUUCCACUUGAAAGCACUGAAAACCACAACUCUCACGACACUCCAAUGCCUUUGAUCUCUCCAAAAAGCAGGCUCAGGGUUUGGGAUGUAUCAGCAGGGCAGAUGCUGCAGCAGAUGGGCUCAGGGCUGGAGCUGAACCCUGGAGCAGGAGCACCCCAAGGAUGCUUAACUGCUCCUCUAAGCCAUAAGGGCACAGGAGAGGAGUUGUUUCUCCAGCUGGUGCUCCCCUGGAAUGCUGUCCCCUCUCUGCUCACUCCCCAUGUGCUUUGGAAAGGUCCCUCCAUCCCACUCCAUCAUUCCCCAGGGUUUUCCUGGUGCUGCUGCAGGCUCUGGCCCGUUUUGCUUGACAUACCAGGAGAAAUUUCAGCUGAAAACAUAAAUUCCACUUUCAUCUUGCUGAUGACUCACGGCUCUACCUCUCCUCUCCAGACCUCCCUCCUCCUGCUCACCCUGCAGCUUAGCCUCUCGCUGACAUUUCCACAUGAACACGCAGCCAACAGCCAAACCAGAGCAUCACCACCCUGGAGCUGAGCCUCCCCAGGCCCUCUGAGCUGCCCACAUCUCCCCCAGCCACCAGGCUAGGCCAGUGUCACAUCUGAGUUAGAUCCUGCUCAGCAGGCUCAGCCCUGGACACCGCCUGCACCUGGCAGGUUGUUUUUUGCAGGGAGCAUCCCCAAGAUGAAGUGUUUCCAGGGAUGUACAGAGUGGGGGGAUUUGUCCUGGCUGUGGUCACCCACCAGGAGCUCUGAUGGCUGUGACAGCCCUUCCCUGGCUCUGCUCUGUGGCACCUCAGCCAGCCUUCUGCAUCCCUCCUGCUCCACAGCUGGAAAUUCCUGCCAGUGCCUGCUAAGGGAGCGUUUUCCAGAGCAUGGUGGGACUGUGGGACUCCCUGGUUUGAGCUGUCUCCACCUCACUUGGCAGGUAACGCUUUUUGGGGUGGAAACUCCCCAGCUGGGGUGCAUUUGUGGAACAUGGAGCACCUCAGACGCCUGUGCCACUCAGGGGAUGUGUAGGUGCUUCUGCACUAGGAAUAAUUAGUGAUGUCUCAUGAGAAAACACCCUGAUUUGGGCUAAAAACCACUUCAGACGUUAAAGCUCGUGUCAUCUCUCCAAGCAGACAGAAACACCGAGCCUCCAACACCUUCCUUCCUUUCUGGGGGAAUGAGUUUGCACCCUCCGUGCUCUCACGGCGCUG